Messenger RNA from Drosophila novamexicana, 1627 nucleotides. It is a transcript of the gene Dh31, whose product is annotated as diuretic hormone class 2. The transcript has 4 exons. The record is from RefSeq and is a predicted model, not a curated record. Gene Ontology annotation, molecular function: diuretic hormone activity; G protein-coupled receptor binding. Gene Ontology annotation, biological process: body fluid secretion. Bases 336 to 689 code for a protein of 117 amino acids. Lineage: Eukaryota; Metazoa; Arthropoda; Insecta; Diptera; Drosophilidae.
AAAAGUCGAGAGUCGUUCUCAUACAAAACGAAUUUGCAAAGUGAUAUUAUUUACUGAAAAUAAUUACUUAUUUAGAAAAAAUGUUGUCAUUACCAUUAGAAAUCAUUUGAACCAUGCUGGAUUUAUUACCACCGAUGCGCCGCCCGUACUAAUGACAUUGGCUCCAUCACAGGCAAUCAAUAACAUGUGGGAUGACAAAAUUCGCUCGUCUAUCAAUGAAAAUGCACUUGAAAAGUGCAUGUCCCUCGGCAAUUUCUGACAAACGACCGGAGUGCCAGAUGAGUUAGAAGUCAGCAGCGGGCACAGGACGGGUCCACUAAUAAAAUCGCAACGCAAUGAUGACAAAUAGAUUCGCUUGCUGCGCCUUCGCAUUGAUGACCGUCUAUCUACUGGCAAUCUCGAGGACCGAUGCUGCACCCAUGCCCAGGUAUCAAAGUGCCAACGGCGGCUAUGGCGCCUACAACGAGCUCGAAGAGGUGCCGGACGACCUUUUGAUGGAGCUGAUGACACGCUUCGGUCGCACUAUAAUACGAGCACGUAACGAUUUGGAAAACUCGAAGCGCACCGUGGACUUUGGAUUGGCGCGCGGAUAUUCCGGCACUCAGGAGGCAAAACAUCGCAUGGGCCUGGCUGCAGCCAACUUUCCCGGCGGACCAGGUCGAAGGCGACGAUCCGAGACCGAUGCUUAAAUGGGCGAUGACUAUGACCACGAUAAUUUCUGACUAAAAAAACGAAUUCCUUAAAAGCUACAAGAAAUUAACAACGGAUAUUGUUACGAUUUCCACUGACUUUAUUCUAAUGUGAAAUUAAAGGCGUUUGCCAAAACUUUUUGCAAUCAGUUUAACUAAAACCCAUUCAAUUACGUUACUAUUGAUACUUCCUAUAACGCAUUGUAUAUACAUAUUAAUUGGAAUUUCUAUGUAUCACAUACAUACAAGUGAGGUGUGCUAUAUCCGAUUAUACGCGUUUUAGUUUUAAAACAUUUGAAAAAGCGUUAAAUUGUUGCUCCACUGUUGAAUGAAUUUAUGCACGCUCAAUCUUUAAGUAUUAAGAUCAUAAUCCACUCUCGCUCUCUCGCUCGUCUUAAUGCCUAAAUACAAAUAUAACCUAUUUAGUAAAAUGUAGAAACAAGUACAAUACAAGCUAUAACAAAAUUGAACUGUAAUUAAACUCGCGCAAAAAAUCUUUUAAUAGGUAUGCCUUAGUCUUAACACACAACAUAUGUAUACACACCCACAUAUAUACAUAUAUAUAACUAUAUCUGUAUCUAUAUAUAUGUAAGUAUGCACAUGAUAGUUGCCAUAGGCAACAUAUUUGCUGGAUCCCAAGUCAAAGAAGUGCAAGUUAGUUUCCCGCUUACAAGUUGAGUUAAUAAGUAUAUGAGAAAUAAAAAAUAUUUUAUUGUGUCACUUGAAAAUCUCGUUUUAUAUUUUGAUCAUGAGCUAACCUACCAUUUAUAAUUAUGUACGAACUGUUUUGGGCUUGAACAAAUUUAACCGAACCAACAACUUUGAACUUCUUUAGCCAUUUGCUGCAGCUUGGAAGCACUUCCUGUAGAUAGAUUUAAGAGUUUGCGACGCAUGCAUCAAAUAUCUAAGAACGUACGCUUGCAUAUGUACUUAUAUAU